UAUACUGUUAAUGUCGAUAAAGUAGAUAUUCCUUAAAAGUAAAAUUUUGAAUGAGAGAGAAAGAGAAUCAAUAUUUUGGUGGUAUGGCGAUUUGACAGAAUUACGUAUUUUUACAAGAAAAUGCUUAAAAAUUCUAGGUUUGUUAUUAUCAUAGCGUAGGUACUAGCAUAGUCUGCGAAACGACUAGCAGAAAGUGUUAGUUGCAUACUAUUCAAAAUGUAGGACAGCAAAAGCUGUAAUUACAAUAGUCUGUUGAAGUGAAACCAUUGUUUAACUAGUGAUUCAAUUAACAUAAUUUUAAUUUGGAAUAUCAGAAUACGGUGCAAGAUGAGUGCGAAUAUGGAAAGCUUGGGGGAUUAUGAGUACAACAGUAAGGACCUGAUAGGCCACGGGGCAUUCGCUGUGGUAUUUAAGGGCAGGUCGAAAAAGAAUCCCGAGUGUACGGUAGCUAUAAAGAGCAUAACAAAGAAGAAUCUGUUAAAAUCACCGAAUUUACUUGGGAAGGAAAUCAAAAUUCUGAAGGAACUCACUGCGCUUCAUCAUGAAAAUGUUGUUGCUCUUUUAGACUGUAAAGAAUCUGCAAACAAUGUCUACCUUGUGAUGGAGUAUUGCAAUGGAGGGGACUUGGCAGAUUAUUUGUCAGCAAAGGGGACUCUUAGUGAGGAUACAAUACGCUUAUUUUUGAUACAACUAGCUGGUGCUAUGAAGGCGUUGUACGCCAAGGGAAUAGUCCACAGGGACCUGAAACCGCAAAACAUCCUUUUGUCGCACAGCGGAGCGAAAGUGCAUCCGCAGCCUUCCGAGAUAAAGCUAAAGAUAGCGGAUUUCGGAUUUGCAAGGUUCCUACAGGACGGGGUGAUGGCAGCUACCUUGUGCGGAAGCCCCAUGUAUAUGGCCCCCGAAGUGAUAAUGUCUCUCCAGUACGAUGCCAAGGCGGACCUCUGGAGCCUCGGAACUAUAGUUUUCCAGUGUCUGACGGGAAAAGCCCCUUUCCAGGCGCACACGCCUCAGGCCCUGAAGAUGUUCUACGAGAAAAACGCCAACCUGGCGCCAAAGAUUCCUUCCGGAACCAGUCCGGAGUUGAGCGAGUUGCUGAUGGGACUGUUGAAGAGGAACUCCCGGGAACGGAUGAAUUUCGAGACGUUCUUCAACCACAAGUUCCUGCAGAGGCCGGAACCGUUGCCAUCCCAGAGUCCCUUGCCGGGCGACUUGCCGUUCAUCUGCGAGUCGCCUUCUUCGUCCUCCAAAGUGCCGUUGAGGUCUUCUACGCCCGUUAAGGUGGCCAGUCCGGCCAGGUCCCAACCAGAAUCGCCUAGAUCUACAAGAACCGCGCUCAGUUCAAGUCCUGAAGAUGAUUAUGUUAUAGUUCCGCAAAACAUCCAGAUGCACUCGGACCACUCGACCGAGAGCAGCGUGGAGAAGGAGAAGCCGGCCCUGAAGCUGCCGGUGAGGUCUUCGCCGCUGCCUUGCGGGCCGGUGGCCAGUCUGACCAGGCCUAGUUUCCUGCCCAUAUCCGAGCCCAUACCGGUUCCGACGCAGAGGGAUGCCUUCCAGCGGAUGUACAGUCAGUCGGAGAAGAAGGAGGAACCGCCGUCCCCCACCAAGACGAACAGCUGUAUCCCGAGGUCGGCGCCCAUCAGCAUGAAAAAGCGACCGGAAAGGCAGAACACCGACAUCGACAUCAGUUCCAUGUCUCCUCCAUCGGUCCAGUUUGUGAUCGGAACUCCACCUGGUGGGAGGAGAAGGUCAACUUCCGGAAGCUUCUGCGAAACUCCUCCGCCCCCCAACGUGUGGACGGUAUCUCCGGUGUCCGGUGCUAAAAAUAUGCCUUCUAAUUCACCCUUGAGGAGAUCAGUGUCCCUAGGUACCUCUCCCCCGAUCCUGAGCGGCCCCCUGGCCAGGGUCCCGAUACUGAGCAGCCCCAAUCUGAGCGACAACAACAACCUGGGCCGCUCCCCCGUCAUACCGUUCUGCACCAGGGCCGUGACGCUGCCGGAGAUCUCGGAAAUGGGCAACUACCAGACGUUGUUCAACGACACCUCCACCACCAACGACGCCCACCCCAUCACCUUCCUGGCGCCGGAACUUCCCGAAGAGACCUUGCUGGAGAGAGAGCACAACGAAACGUUGGCCAAGAUCAACUUCGUGCUGGCCUUGAGUAACUGCAUCCUGGAGUUGGCGGCGCAGAGAUCCGCCCCGCUUGCCGCCCUGGUCGAUCCCGCCCACCAGAACCAGCCGAUGAGCGAGUCGAACCGCCGGGCGGAGCAGCUGGUGUUGCUGGUCAGGGCGUUGCAGCUGUUGAGCUCGGGGCUGGCCCUGGCCACCAGGCAGCUGAAGUCGGGGCAGUUGAGGCCUAGCACCACCGUGAAGACGGUGGUUUCGACGCUAAACACAAAAUUCAGGACAACCCUCCAAGAGUGCAAGCAGCUGAACAGCACCGGGCUCCUGAACAAAGUCGGAUCGGCGAGCAUCACGGCCGACAAGAUCUUGUACAAUCAUGCCAUACAAAUGUGCCAGUCCGCCGCUCUCGACGAGCUGUUCGGUAAUCCCGAGGAGUGCUUCCAGAGGUACCAGACGGCUCAAAUCCUGCUGCAUAGCCUGUCGCAGCAGGUGCACAACCAGCAGGACAGGCUCCUCCUUACGAAAUACAAAGACGCAGUGGAAAAACGCCUUUUCGUGCUGCAACAGCAGGGCUACAUCUACGCCACGGAUCUCAGUUAAAUCUUUCUAUGGUUUCACUUGGACGAUUUCCUUUAACGUUUGCUUUGAUUAGUUUACAGUUACCCGGCUGUUCUAACUUACUAAACAGGGGGCAGUCGCAAUAUCCACUACUUAGUUUAAGAAAAAAAAAAAACAAAAAAAAAAGUAAAUUAUACUCUUUAGUAGCUACUAGCGUGUUGAAUUGAUUAUUUCGAGGUUCGGUUCUUUUCCGGAAGGUUGUGUAAGAGUGCAAAAGUCGGUUUAACUUAUAAGUAAAUAGAUAUAUUGACGUAGGGACAAUCGUUUUGCCGAAAUUGUACGAAAUUAUUAUGGUUGUCUGAUGUAAUUAUUGUAAAUAACCUUUGACGCGGGGGGACGUUUCGUCGGAGGAGUGGCCUUUACGAUUUUUCUUCUUCACUUCGUUUUAAUUGCGACAUAUCCGAAACGCAUCUCGACGAAUCGUCCCUGUUUAUUAGUGAGUAUACUAGUACCGCACGGGCGCCGUGCGUAACUUCCAUUAAAUUUAAAUCGUAUUGGGUAUUAAAAAUGAUUAUUGAAGUUUUAAUAACUGUAGAUAGGCUAUUUAUUGGUGAUAUUAUCUCUUUGUAUCAAAUUGUAUCCUUUGUUUUUCCUUUUUGUGUAUGUUCGAUUGUGUUUACUGAAUAAAUCAGUUCAUUUAACGUUACGUAAUAGUUUUGCCGAAGUCGAUCCCACUUCUGAUCCGACUCGCUUAUUAAAAGCGGGAUCGGCUUUGGGUUUCUUUUUGGGGAGAUGGGAUGGGUAAGUAUCGACUUAUUUUGAUGUUGACGAAAUUUGUUUCUUCUGUGUAACAAAAUGUACAAAAAAACUUGUCAAAAUAAAACAUUAUAUCACAA
Molecule: messenger RNA, 3575 nt
Organism: Anoplophora glabripennis (Asian longhorned beetle)
Lineage: Eukaryota; Metazoa; Arthropoda; Insecta; Coleoptera; Cerambycidae
Gene: Atg1
Product: serine/threonine-protein kinase ULK2
Exons: 19
Coding region: 328-2721 (797 amino acids)
Biological process (GO): protein autophosphorylation; axon extension; autophagy
Cellular component (GO): autophagosome; cytoplasm
Molecular function (GO): ATP binding; protein serine/threonine kinase activity
Source: RefSeq, a predicted model, not a curated record